Ogataea philodendri is the source of this 1638-nucleotide messenger RNA. RefSeq lists its product as uncharacterized. The transcript has 2 exons. The coding region runs from base 1 to 1638 and encodes 545 amino acids. NCBI's taxonomy places the organism in Eukaryota, Fungi, Ascomycota, Pichiomycetes, Pichiales, Pichiaceae. The record is from RefSeq and is a predicted model, not a curated record. Gene Ontology annotation, molecular function: zinc ion transmembrane transporter activity. Gene Ontology annotation, cellular component: membrane. Gene Ontology annotation, biological process: intracellular zinc ion homeostasis; zinc ion transmembrane transport.
AUGCUUUAUUCCAAGGUGUUUAGUAUCUUUGCCAUUUUGGCAGUGGCCAGUGCGUUCUCGUUCAAGAACCCGGUCGCCUCUACAAAACAAUUGUUCUUUGAAGACGGAACAUUGGACCUGGACCUGUUGAACGAAAAGCUGGAUCAAUGUCAGGUUGUCCAGGAACUCAAUUCCCAUUUCGAACACGAGUCCCACGAUCUCAGCUACGCAGAGUACGUGUUCUCAAAACUGUUCCCAUUUGGACCUGCUGGUAAUGCAUUGCUUGCCACCACAUACAUUUCGGGUCCUCCAAACUUCAUUCUGGCCCUGAUCCCUGCCAAUAUCGACGUUUCGUCGUUAUCGUUGUUAGUGAGUUUCGCCGUUGGUGGUCUUCUCGGAGACGUGUUCCUACACUUGCUGCCACAGACGUUUUUGGGAGAGCCGCUCGAACACAAGGCAUCCUUUGUGUUGGUGGACGGAAAACGCAAUUGCGUGCUUGGGUUCUGUAUUUUCCUGGGAUUUCUGUUUUUCUUCAUAAUUGACAAAAGUUUACGGGUUCUGGAGCACACUGGCGAGCCUUCGUCGCAUUCGCACUCCCAUUCUCACGUUGAGCCUGUGGAGAGGCCAAAGUCCAAGAGCAAAAAGUCCAAGAAGUCCAAGUCGACCAAGGAGUCCAAACCAGAGCCUGUGAUUGCCAAUCCUAAUGCCAGUGUCAAGACUUCGGCUUACUUGAACCUGAUCUCCGACUUUACUCACAAUAUUACCGACGGACUGGCCAUUGCGUCCUCGUUCUACAUCUCCAACACGGUCGGCUGCACUACAACAUUGGCGGUGUUUUUCCACGAGAUCCCACACGAAGUGGGGGAUUUUGCCCUGUUGAUUCAGGGUGGUUUCACCAAAUGGCAGGCCAUGAGCUCGCAAUUUGUCACGGCCAUUGGAGCAUACUUGGGCACUGUGAUCGGUAUCUCGAUCCAGACCCUGUCCAAGACGGCCAAUGAGACCGUUGGAUCGGAUCAAAACGCCGUUUCGCCCGGUCUUUUUGGCACCACUGUCCAGAUCGGAGAUCUGACCCUCCCAUUUACUGCAGGCGGGUUCCUCUACAUUGGUUUCAGCGUUGUUCCAGAGCUGUUGGAGCUCGGACAGGGCACCUCUCGUGUCCAGGAACUGCGCAAAUUUAUCGGCCAAAUCUUCUUCAUUUUUGUCGGGAUCGGGUUCAUGUUUUUUCUAACUUACAGGCCUUCCAAUAACGCUAAGGACGUUUACGUGACCGGCACGUUUGAUAACUGGUCCAAAACCCACAAGUUAGAUAAGACCUCUUCUGGGUUUGCCAAAAUAAUCGACUUGCCCUACGAAAAAACAGUGUUCAAGUUUGUGGUGGACAACCACUGGUGUACCUCUGAUCAUGAUGCUAAGGAGUAUGAUGAGUGUGGGAACCUCAACAACGUUCUGUAUCCCGGUAAUGAGGACGGAGCAAGCGAGUUCACCGCGAUCUCGUACCCAGACCAGGAAGCAGACGCGGAGGACGUCGGCGCGGAACAAACCCCGCAGGACCAAGAAGACCUGGGCAGUUCGACCCAGGUGACGUUAAAGGACGAAUUUCCGGUGUCGCAGCACAACGGAUCGGGUAUCUUUUCCAGGAUCAGGGCCCUGUUCAGAUGA